UAACGAUAGCCAUAGACCAAGACUAUUACUUUUUCAAACAACCAUUUUUUUGGCUUCAACAUUUCUUUUUAUCAAUACAUUGGUUCGCAAGUUAAUAAUGGUGCAAGAAAAAUUGUUUCCUGGAAGUUUCCCUCAUACGAAAGACAGCACUGACAAACGACUUGUACUCUUCAAAAAGAAAAAACUCCUUUCUGCAGACCAUAGUCUUAUAGUCAAUGCUAAACAAGCACCACUGCAAAAGUUCAAACUCUUUUUCGGAAAAAAGCAAAAAAUAACUGAAAGAAACGGUGCUUCUACAAAAGAGAUUGCGAAAUGGCGACAAUGGUUUCGGCCAUCGUUUUUUUCUAAGAAGGAGCAAGCACUUCACCAAUUAACUCUAUCUAAAAAAGAGCAAAACAAUAAAAUUGGAAGCAUUAUAUCUGUCGGUGUACCUAUUUCAAUUUCAAGUACAACUAAUAACCAUUAUUAUGGUUCCUCAGCAAAUACGAUGCAAGGGAAGCCUUCGUCUAUUUCAACGUCCAUUGUACAGCAAAUGGUUAUCUUGCCUCCAUUCCAAGUCUAUGGGUUUAUGCUCAUUGUCACCUUACUUCUACUGGUGAUAGCCUUCGCUAUUCUACAGUUACAUAGAACUAUAACCAUUAUAGAUACACUACUGGCUGGUGUUUCGUAUACCCUAGUUGGUCUUGCGUCAACUUCUGCUUCGAUUGCCACCUAUUUCAAAUCUUUCUUUUUCAAUAGAUAGUCGUAAAGAUAAGCCAUAUUGUUCCCAUUGAGAAAGUGCAAAUUAUUGUACGGCGAAAUAGCUUUGA
This is a messenger RNA of Mycotypha africana, 809 nucleotides long. RefSeq lists its product as uncharacterized. The annotation marks the transcript as partial. The transcript is spliced from 2 exons. The record is from RefSeq and is a predicted model, not a curated record. Lineage: Eukaryota; Fungi; Mucoromycota; Mucoromycetes; Mucorales; Mycotyphaceae.